GUCGCAUCCCAGAGCCUUCAUUUCACCCUCGUCACUGUAACUGAAAGCAUCUCAUAAUGAGAGUUCUAUGUGUUAUUGUUCUAAUUGGGGCGGCGUGCGCUGCGCCUGGAGGCAGCAGUGAUGAUGGGCGGAUCGAGUUAUUUAAAGGUGUUGCUAUUGAAAAAGACGCGUUAGGUUCGGAAAAGUUGAAUGUCAAAUUUGAACCAGGAGAGCUGAGAGAGGCUGCCAGAACUUUUGAAGAAGCUCGUGGUAAGAUAAAGAAGUAUACGCCACUCCUUGCGGGAAUAGGAGUGAAAGUUAUCGCAGUUGUCGGCUUACUGUUCGGCGCUCUGACUCUCCUGGUUACCAAGGCGCUGGUGGUCGGCAAGCUUGCUUUGAUGGCAGCCGCUGCUCUGGGCUUACAUAAGAUAUUCUCUGAAGGCGGCUUGAAUAGUAUUAGUGGAAAGAUUGCUAGCAUCCAAAACGCACCCCAAGCCUGGUCCUCUCAGACUGCGCAGUCCAAUGCCUACCCCUAUGCCAGAUCUGCGGAUGCCGCCAACGACGCGAGUGACCUAGCUUAUAGGUCACAAGUACCCUCAUAAUAGCAUUUAUAAUUUAUGCACUAAAAAUAUUUGUUGCCAGAUAAAAGUAUAUUAGAUUGAGAAUUAUGUUCUGUCAAAUAUGAUUUACUAUUUUGCGCCUAAUGUAUAAUAAGAUAAUGUUCAUUUUAUUAUUUAUUUCGAAUGUAAUGGCUGCAAAAAUGAUGUACGAAAUCGAAUUGUGAAAUGUUAAAAUAAUGAACGAAA
Messenger RNA from Zerene cesonia (dogface butterfly), 785 nucleotides. RefSeq lists its product as uncharacterized. Bases 57 to 581 code for a protein of 174 amino acids. The transcript is spliced from 4 exons. Lineage: Eukaryota; Metazoa; Arthropoda; Insecta; Lepidoptera; Pieridae. The record is from RefSeq and is a predicted model, not a curated record.